AUGCAGAGUGCUCGGAGCCUGCACCGAAAUGAUGAGCGCCUCAUAAUCCACUUCGACUACGACUGCUUCUACGCGUCGGUCGUCGAGAAUGAAAACCCCGCGCUGAAAUCGGUGCCGUUGGCCAUCCAGCAGAAACAGAUCGUGGUGACGUGCAACUAUGAAGCGCGGCGACGAGGUCUUCGAAAGUUGCAGCUCAUCACCGAAGCCAAGAAAGUCUGCCCGGAAGCUGUCAUCGUCCUAGGCGAGGAUUUGACGCGAUUUCGUGACGCUUCCAAAGAGCUGUACAGUUUCCUACGGGAGUCCAUAUGGAGUGGGAGAGCAGAACGAUUGGGCUUCGACGAAGUCUGGCUAGAUUGCAGCGACAUGGUGGACUACAACAUGGGCUUGCUCAAUCGCCACGACCUCGCCCACUCCUUUUUUUGCCUGAGCAAGGAUGAUCCUACCAUUGGCUUCGAGUACGACGCAUCCAGUUUUUUCGGACCUACCUAUCCCUCAAAAGGCACUCUCCAGGUCUCGGAGCAGGACGAGGGACUGCGACCGCGCCUGGUGCUUGGAAGCCACCUUGCUCGGCACCUUCGCCACGAGCUGGAGUCUCAGAAGGGGUACACGGCAACUGUUGGGAUUGCUACAAACAAAUUGCUGUCGAAGUUGGUGGGCAAUGUGAACAAGCCUAAAAACCAGACCACCAUUGUGCCGCCUUAUCAUCCGGUGGGUGACCUUGAAGCGACAGUCACCCAAUUCCUUGAUGGGCACGACAUUGGUAAGAUACCAGGAAUUGGAUCCAAGCUGGCCCACAAAAUCCGCGGUUACGUCCUUGGUAGAGACGCAGCUUUCUCCGAAGGGCUGGUAUAUGGAGCAACAAAGGAAUCCGUUACAGUGCUCGAUGUUCGCACGUAUCCUGGAAUGGGACCUGGGCUGCUGGAGGAGAUCCUCGGUACUACGGGCUCGCCAAGGGGGAUUGGUGGAAAAGUCUGGGAGCUCAUUCACGGCAUCGAUGACACAGAAGUCGGCAAGGCCAAGCGUGUUCCGUCCCAGAUCAGCCAGGAGGACUCAUAUAUGAAGUACUUACACACCUUCGACGAAGUCAAGAAACAGCUGCAGUUGCUUGGUGAACGCCUCAUCCGGCGCAUGCAAAUGGACCUUCUCGAGGAUGAAGACGAUGGCGAAGACACUGGCCCAGACCCCCGACGUCGUUGGAUGGCUCACCCACGUACUUUACGGCUGUCAACCAGACCCCGUCCUCCGCCGGGACCAGAUGGCGUGCGAGCCAGGACGUUCAAUCGCAUUUCGCGAUCAGCUCCGAUGCCCAACUAUGUGUUCAAUCUCAAUGAGCCAGCCACGGCUCUCGCUACCAGACUGGUUGAUGAGGCACUGGUCCCAAUGUUUCGGAAGCUUCAUCACGAGAAGACUGGCUGGAAUUUGAGCUUGAUCAAUAUCGCCGCGACGAACAUGGCAGAGACCGCGGCCGAGAGCAAAGACAGUGCCGGCCGCGAUAUUGGGAGGAUGUUCCGGCGGCAGGACGAGGUAUUGAAAGACUUCAGAAUCACGGAUCAGCCGAACUACGCCACAGCGGUCGUGCCUCAAAAGUCACCGGAACAGAUAUCGACUGAGGCUGGGGACGAAGCGCUUGCGGCUGAUGGGUGGGACACGGAAGACAGUGACCGCGAAGCUUGGGAACGGUGCGAGUCCUGUCAAAGCAUCAUGCCGGCGUACGCCUUCACCGCCCAUCGGAGAUUUCACGAGUUAGGUAGUUAG
Molecule: messenger RNA, 1755 nt
Organism: Cladophialophora carrionii CBS 160.54
Lineage: Eukaryota; Fungi; Ascomycota; Eurotiomycetes; Chaetothyriales; Herpotrichiellaceae
Exons: 2
Coding region: 1-1755 (584 amino acids)
Biological process (GO): translesion synthesis
Molecular function (GO): damaged DNA binding; DNA-directed DNA polymerase activity
Source: RefSeq, a predicted model, not a curated record